Molecule: messenger RNA, 1035 nt
Organism: Entrophospora candida
Lineage: Eukaryota; Fungi; Glomeromycota; Glomeromycetes; Entrophosporales; Entrophosporaceae
Source: the annotation of a GenBank genome assembly
AUGGUUUACCUGAAAUUAAAUUCAAAAAAGAUGAGAAAUAUUGCUAUUGUGGGUCAUGUACAUCAUGGAAAAACAUCAUUUGUUGAUAUGUUGAUAUAUGAAACACAUAAUCCUGGAGCUUGGGAUGUUGAUAAACAGGUUAAAGAUCAUGGUGUUAAUAUAAAAGGCAUGCCAAUAACUCUCGUUUUGCAAAAUACCAAAGAAAAAUCUUAUCCAUUCAAUAUUCCAGGACAUGCUGAUUUUGUAGAUGAGGCUACAGCUGAACUUAGAUUAGCUGAUGAUGCUAUCAAAGGGGCUAAUUGGUUGUUAGCCAUGGUUAACACAGAGUAUAUAAUAAAGCAUAUUAUACAAAAAAAAUUGUCACUCACAUUAGUAGUUAAUAAAGUCAAUAGAUUAAUAUUGGAAUCGAGACUGCUUCCCAAUGAUGCCCACUUUAAACUUAAACAUACAAUUGAAGAAGUUAAUACAGUGAUUAGGACAGACAACAAAGUAGAAGUAUCAAACAUUUAUAAGUCAGGAGGCUCAUACUUUCAUGCAUUGCUAUCUCAAGAUAAUAAUAAAAUACUUAACUCUAGGAUCAGAAAAAACUUUUUCCUAAAAGACAACAAAAAUUUGGUAAUAAAAACGAUGAAAAUCUUUGAUAGUGAUACCAGUGAUAACAUUAAGCGUGGCAAUAGUGCUAUCUCUUCCUGUGAAAUUACUGUGGUUAGAAUGUAUAAAAGAUCAAGCCCAAUGUUAAAUGCUUGUAUAAAUGCUUUUAAAAAAAAUGAAAGGCGUACGUACCUAUCUACUGAAAAGUUUAUAGAGAAUUUGCUAUAUGAAUAUAUGCCUCAGAACAUAUGGCGUCAUAAUUUUAUUCUAGAUUCAGAUAAUUAUUUCUAUGCAAAUGGUAAAAGAUUUACAAAGAAUUCGGAUAUGAGUCUGGAUUUUCAUAUAGAGAAAUGGUGUAAUGUCAAUUUGUGGGAACUCAUCUUAGAUCAAUACUUUCCAGAUAUCUUGGAUGUAGAAGAAGUUCGCGAAGAGUCCUCUAGUUAA